AUGUACUCACCGGAAGAGGAGGUCGAGCUGAGAAGGCGCAACUAUCGCAGCAUCAGGGAGAUGAUCCGGCUCUCCUACACGGUGGGCUUCAACCUGAUGGAUCCCUCGCGAUGCGGACAGGUGCUCAGAAUCUGGACCAUUAUCCUAAGCCUGAGUAGCUUGGCCUCACUGUACGGCCAUUGGCAAAUGUUUCUGCGAUAUAUUCAGGAUAUCCCACGAAUUAUCGAGACCGUUAGCACUGCCCUGCAGUUCCUCACUUCGAUAGCAAAGAUGUGGUAUUAUCUUUUUGCCCAUCGACAGAUUUACGAUCUUUUACGAAGAGCCCGGUGUCACGAAUUACUCCAAAAGUGCGAGCUCUUCGGCAGAAUGUCAGAUCUACCUGUAAUCAAGCCGCUUCGCCAGCAAGUGGAGUCCAUAAUGGAUCGCCAAUGGGCCAGCACUCGAAGGCAACUGCUUAUCUACUUGUACUGCUGCAUUUGUAUUACCUCGAACUACUUCAUCAACUCCUUUGCCAGCAACCUCUAUCGAUAUUUCACCCGUCCCAAGGGAACAUACGACAUUGUGCUGCCUUUGCCUUCGCUAUAUCCAGCUUGGAAGGACAAGGGCCUAACUUUUCCCUACUACCAUAUACAAAUGUACCUGGAGACCUGUUCCCUAUACAUCUGCGGCAUGUGCGCUAUUAGCUUUGAUGGAGUUUUCAUUGUCUUAUGCCUUCACGGCGUGGGUCUAAUGAAGUCCCUUAAUCGAAUGGUAGAACUAUCUACAUCGGAGUUAGUUCCCCCAGAACGCAGGGUUGAGUAUCUACGAUGCUGCAUCUAUCAGUACCAGCGAGUGGCGGCCUUUGCGGCUGAGAUCAAUGACUGCUACCGGCACAUCACCUUUUCGCAGUUCAUGCUGAGCCUUUUCGGAUGGGGCAUGGCUUUGUUCCAGAUGAGCGUGGGAUUCGGCAACAACAGCAGCAUCACCAUGAUCCGGAUGACCAUGUAUCUGGUGGCAAGCGGCUACCAGAUAGUCGUGUACUGCUACAAUGGCCAGCGAUUUACGACGGCUAGCGAGCAGAUUGGCGAGGCCUUCUACGAGGUGCGAUGGUACGGGGAGUCGCGGGAGUUCCGCCACCUCAUCCGCAUGAUGCUGAUGCGCACGAACCGGGGCUUCAGGCUGGACGUGUCCUGGUUCAUGCAAAUGUCCCUGCCCACGCUGAUGGCGAUGGUCCGGACAAGUGGACAGUACUUCCUGCUGCUGCAGAAUGUCAACCAAAAAUAG
This is a messenger RNA of Drosophila biarmipes, 1263 nucleotides long. It is a transcript of the gene Or63a, whose product is annotated as odorant receptor 63a. Gene Ontology annotation, cellular component: plasma membrane. Gene Ontology annotation, biological process: detection of chemical stimulus involved in sensory perception of smell; sensory perception of smell. The coding region runs from base 1 to 1263 and encodes 420 amino acids. Lineage: Eukaryota; Metazoa; Arthropoda; Insecta; Diptera; Drosophilidae. The record is from RefSeq and is a predicted model, not a curated record. Gene Ontology annotation, molecular function: odorant binding; olfactory receptor activity. The transcript is spliced from 10 exons.